Messenger RNA from Thalassophryne amazonica, 2898 nucleotides. RefSeq names its product rubicon like autophagy enhancer (gene rubcnl). Gene Ontology annotation, cellular component: intracellular membrane-bounded organelle; autophagosome membrane. Gene Ontology annotation, molecular function: phosphatidylinositol phosphate binding. The record is from RefSeq and is a predicted model, not a curated record. Lineage: Eukaryota; Metazoa; Chordata; Actinopteri; Batrachoidiformes; Batrachoididae. The coding region runs from base 100 to 2283 and encodes 727 amino acids. Gene Ontology annotation, biological process: autophagosome-lysosome fusion; autophagosome-endosome fusion; autophagosome maturation. The transcript is spliced from 17 exons.
ACCACUUCUCCUUCUCUCCCCUGCAGCUUUUUGUUGAAAAAAACUCAUUUCAGCCUCUCGGUACAACAACAGGUUUCCUGGCUGACAAAAUGUAGAGGCAUGGCCUCCUCUUUACACAGAGCCAGCUGGUACGUGGACUCUGCACAGUCAUCUCCAGCAGCUUCUACAGCUUCAGAAAAUCUUUUGAAGCAACAGCCCAAUGGAUCAACCCAACUCCUUAUUCUGUCACCAUCAAAAACCAGAGGAGAAGAACAUUCCCCCGAAUCCCCAGAGCCAUCCUCCAUUGAGGAAUUCACACAAUCACAGGACCCGAGGUCACACCCAGCUCCCAGUACUCCUCUGAUGGUGCACAUCUUCAAUGAAGAAGGGAGAAAUCUUCACUCUGACUCCGUCACUGGCUCGAACAGACAGAAACACCAGGCUGAAGGUGAAUAUGACAAUGGCAGGGAAGGCAAAAAUGUUGCUAAAAAGAGUGAGGAGGGCCUGUCUCUGCUGGAUCCAACAAAAGAAACCUUACACAUUCCAAGAAGCAGUCCGGUCAUACGCAGAUGCCGCGCGGUCCUCCCCUGCAGCCCCGCCCCAUCAAGCUCACCAUGUGCCGAUCAGUUUGGACUUCAGAACAUUACCUACGUGGAUGAAGCGGGGUCCAAACGAAGUUCCUCUCAAAACUCAUCACCAGUCGAAAGCAAGAAGCUGUCCUAUAUCUCAGUCUCAUCAAGUCUCAACUGUCUCCUAAGUGUUGGGCUCCACCUCCCCCUCAAUGGACAACAUGAACUGGCUGAAGAACACAAAGGGCGGGACUUAACCAGCUCUGAUGCCCCCCACAAAACAGGCCAGUCAACAUCCUCACCACAACCUAAUGACAAGGAGAGAAGGCUCAGUGAUUUACCAGAACUCUGUUCACAUGUUUUCAAGACCAGCUGUGACCUGGAAAAGGAAAACGCUCACUUCGUUGUGGUGGACAUAGUGCUGGAGGUGCUGGAAUCUGUGAAGUGGACUCUGAGCUUUGAGCGACGGACCCCAUCGACACACACACAGCAGAACGCGCAGUGCAAGUUGCGCGCACGCAGACACCCACAGUCUGCAGUGGACCUGCAGCAGGAUGAACACAGAUGGGAAGAGUGCUGCAGAGGAGCUAACAACCGGUAUGAUGGACACACGAUCAUCAGGUACAGAGACCUGAGAAAAGAAAAGACACCAGAGAACGAUGUGUGUGAGCAUCAGAAAAAGACUCUCUCUGUCCUCUCCACUGACAGUGGAUUUGAAGAUGGUGGAGUCGACAAAAUGCCGAUGCAGUGUGGUUCCGUCCAAACGUCUCUACGAUGUCCCAUGAUGCAUUGCAGUGCAGAAUGGCUAGCCCAACAGCUAGUGCUGGACUUCAAGGCAACCUGGCUUCCAGUCCAGGAGCUUCGUCGUGGACGCCAAAGUCUACGCUCCUCGCUGCAGGAGCUGCCAGGAACAGGAGAUGUGACGGUGAGGGACGGCAGCCUGAGAGACGAGAUCAGGCUGAGGACGAGGAUGAGAGGGACUGUGAACUGGGCACCACCACCCUUCCAGAUCAUCUUCACUGUUCAACCAGCACACAGGCGCAGUGAGGUCGUGGCUUCGCAGCACUUUCUGUGUGCUGGCUGUGGGACAAAAGUGGAGCCCAGGUACAUCAAGAAACUGCGGUACUGUGAAUACCUCGCCAGAUAUUUUUGUGAUUGCUGUCACAGCGGCUCUGAGGCGAUAAUUCCCGGUCGAGUUCUUUCCCACUGGGAUUUUGGAAGGUUUCCUGUGAGUGAUUUCUCCAAAGAGCUGCUGGAUCUGGUUUGGUGUCAGCCCCUGUAUGAUCUCACCUGUGUCGGGAAGACGCUCUAUUCCAGAGUGAAGGAGCUGGACAGGUUCAGGGAACUCCAGGAGCAGCUCCUGAACAUGAAGAAGCUGUUGGCAUUGUGCAGAUUAUCUGGAGGAGUAAUGAAUGAGUUUGAACAGCUUCCUGGUCACCUGACUGAGCGGCCACACCUCUUCUCCAUGGAUGACCUCCUGAGGGUGAAGAAGGGUCAGCUGGUGGCGCUGGCCAGGACACUGCUGCACUCUGCAAUGGAACAUGUUCAGGACUGCAAGUUGUGUCUUGCUCGGGGUUUUAUCUGUGAGUUCUGCAGAGAAAAAGACGUCAUCUUUCCUUUUCAGAGUGACACAUGUGAGCGCUGUCCAGUGUGCAAGGCCUGUUUUCAUAAAGUCUGCUUCAUUCGGAGAAGCUGUCCAAAAUGUGCGAGGAUCCAGUCAAGAAUAAACCGAUGAGACGUAUCCAUGAUGCAGGACAACUGAAGCUCAGCAUCAGCAGCACAAAUGUUUUACAGUCAUUAUCUGAUAGAAAACUUUAUUCAUCUAUGACAUCUGUAUAUUUUUAUCUAUUUCCAAAAGCUUGUUUGUUAUGUUCUUCAAUUUGUUUUGUUUUAAACAGAGUUGGGGCAUUCCUGUGUAUCAGCGCGGUUUUCCACAUAUUACGUUUGUGUUCCGUGUUCUUCAUGUCGAUGUGUGAAGUCUGAAUUGGUGCUUUUGAACUUCUGAACUUGACUGUGGGCUAUGAGGCAUUUUGUGGGGGUUAAGAGAUGCAUCAGGUUUUGGGGAGAAGUGGUUUAAUGUCCCAUUUCAUGGACUGAUCUGCCAUCAUGAACAAAUAUGGUUGCUUUGCUUCAACAUUUCUUUUGCUGCAUGUUCUGACAAUUCUGUGUGGUUUUAUUUGUUCAUACGGCCAAAGCAGAUGGUCGCCCCUCUGACAGAUUAUUCCAAAGGUAGACUGCAGUGGGCUGCUUCAGCUUCAGACAUGGCAGCUCCCUGUGGUUUGCAGCUGUCAGUCCUGUGAGACGUCAUCAGUCCCUCAGACAGACAGAAAAAGAGCAGAAUCAGUCGGCC